GUUUUAAAUUUUAAUUAAACCACUCAGUUUUGACAGCCCAAACUCACCAUUUUCAAAUGUAUAAUGAUCCAUUUUCUACGGUCCGUGAAACAGUUCUUUUUUACUGUCGGCUUGAGUAAAGCUUGAGGUUUUAAAAAAUGACCAAUUCAAAGGGAUAUAGGAGGGGAACUAGGGACUUAUUUGCCCGAAAGUUCAAAAAACAUGGAGUGAUUCCACUGUCCACUUACAUGAAAGUUUAUAAAAUUGGUGAUAUUGUUGACAUCAAAGGUAAUGGUGCAGUACAAAAGGGUAUGCCUCACAAGGUUUAUCAUGGGAAAACGGGUCGCGUGUUUAACGUCACUGCUCAUGCCUUAGGGGUAAUAGUCAACAAAAGGGUACGUGGGCGAAUUAUCCCUAAAAGGAUCAAUGUAAGAAUUGAACAUGUAAAUCACUCGAAAUGUAGACAGGACUUCCUGGAACGAGUUAAGCAAAAUGAAAAGCUUAGAAAGGAAGCCAAAGAGAAAAAUAUUAAAGUUCAACUUAAACGACAACCUGCCCAACCUAGAGCUGCUCACAUUGUUAGCGGUAAAAAUGGAUCGAUAAAUUUGGCACCAAUUCCUUAUGAAUUUAUUGCUUAAUAUCACUGAAUAAAUGUUACUAAAAA
This is a messenger RNA of Cylas formicarius (sweet potato weevil), 643 nucleotides long. RefSeq names its product large ribosomal subunit protein eL21 (gene RpL21). Gene Ontology annotation, molecular function: structural constituent of ribosome. The coding region runs from base 138 to 617 and encodes 159 amino acids. Lineage: Eukaryota; Metazoa; Arthropoda; Insecta; Coleoptera; Brentidae. The record is from RefSeq and is a predicted model, not a curated record. Gene Ontology annotation, cellular component: cytosolic large ribosomal subunit; ribosome. Gene Ontology annotation, biological process: translation. The transcript has 3 exons.